UUGCCUCUCGUCGCUGUUACAAUACGAAUAACCAUACUGUCCAGCAAGAAGAUGAGCAUGAAAAAAGCAGCAGCAGCAGCAGCAGCAACAGCCGCUCUAGCAGAGAGGAAAUUCUAUUCUCGAAAUCAUUUCAACCGAGUUAUUGUCGCCGCCAUCGCCGCCCAAAUUGCAGGCAUUCGAUCUGUGUUCAACUUCAGAAUCAAACAAACAGAACUUCUGUACCUGGAUUAGCAGAAGCUAUCCCUGCUUUUCUAAAAACCAGUGCCAAUAAAUUAAGAUCCGUUUUGGAAAAUAGCAGCACAAAUGUCCAGCAGCUCCAACAACAAGAUCCUACCAAUAAUAAGAGUAAAAUAGUCAAACCCCUAACUGUUGCUGGUCAACAGGUGAUGGGUGGUGGAAUGCCCCCUCGUUGGUAUGACUUAUUCUUGGAUCUGUUGACACAAGCUGCAAUACAAAAAUAUAUGUGCGAUGGUUGCACUGGACUGGAAGCCAUUCAUGAGAUUUUCUCUUAUGGAUACGUUGAAGAUGAAGACGAAGAAGAUGAUUGUGACGACGAGGAUGAUGAUGAUGAUGAUGAUGAGGAGGAGGAUGAAGACGAAGAAGAAGAAGAAGAAGAAGAAGAAGAGAACGAUAUCUGGAAUGUCAAGGCGGCAGACCAUCACUUGUUAUUCCCUAAAACCAGAACAAUGUAUCUUUUCAAGCUUCAAGUGCAUAAACGGGAAAAAGAGUUUACCCAUAUCAAAGAAGGAUACACAUUAGAACAACAUUUUCAAGAAUUAGAAAAACUUUAUCCAUUCAUCUAUUUUGAGCGAAAUAUGUGCGACUUUAUUCAGAUGCUUUUAGAAGAUAUGGAUACACCUGCUUUAGAUAAGUGUGACGUGCCUGAUGUUGCAAGCCCCAUCAGAUCACCCGAAGAUUUACCCGAGCCACAUUUCACGACACAUAUUCCUCCUUUGUACAAGUAUCCCGAGGAUGGUGCGCUUCUCAUGCCGGAAAUUCCUGACGUUUUUACUGAGGAGAAUGAUAGUGUUAGUACUACAACAACCAGUAUCAGCUCCACAGCCAUUAUACCACCCUCCACCUCCUCCAUCGAUACUAUGAAUUACUCGAAUGACAGAAAACGCUCCCCUUACAUAGCGCAACUAUCUUUAUUUGAAGAUCAACAUUACCAAAAGCAUCCAAGACUACAAUAAGAUGACUCUUGUCCUUUUUCGUCGGAAGGGUCAUCAUCACCUUUGUCAACAAAAACACUUUCUUCUCUCUUUAGCUUCUUGGAGCUCACCCAACCCUUUUCUUCAUGCAUUUAGAUACCUCCGUUUUUAUAUCAUUACAUUGUAACAUUCGACCCACAGUUCGCACAAGCAUUUAACAAAAUACCU
This is a messenger RNA of Mycotypha africana, 1379 nucleotides long. RefSeq lists its product as uncharacterized. The transcript has 3 exons. Bases 387 to 1193 code for a protein of 268 amino acids. NCBI's taxonomy places the organism in Eukaryota, Fungi, Mucoromycota, Mucoromycetes, Mucorales, Mycotyphaceae. The record is from RefSeq and is a predicted model, not a curated record.